Messenger RNA from Cuscuta campestris, 745 nucleotides. The record is from the annotation of a GenBank genome assembly. Lineage: Eukaryota; Viridiplantae; Streptophyta; Magnoliopsida; Solanales; Convolvulaceae.
AGGGCAAAUUGAUUAUGAUGCGCUCGACAUCGAAAUUUUUUGUUCGGUACAAGAUCUAGUCCGUGGUCCCCCAAUUUUACCGAGUUUGAUUCCGUUGGAGUUGCAAAAUUUCAAAAUAAACAUGAUGAAGGUCAUCCAGAACCUCACUAGUGCCCCACUCUCUCCACCAAAUUUAGCUUUUGUGGUCAAUGUACAAAACACUGAGUCUCAUGAAAAGGAAUUAAAGGAUGACUCAAGCGCCGAAUCACAUGUUGGGGAUGUUAUGGACAAUAGGCCUAAACUCAUGAAUGAAGAGGACAAGAGGUCCAACGCCGUUGAAAAUAAUAAAGGUGAUAUUUCAUCAAAUAUUGUUAAUGCGGACACCUUAGAUCGUCCAUCAUGUGAAUGUUAUGCUCCGAUCAAUGCCUUAACUUGUAUGGUCAUUGAUGAGCUUGCCCUUCUAGAAAGUGUCAACAAGGUGGCAGAUGAAGAUAUUAAGCAAGCGGACAACCCCAUUUCAUUUGACACCAUUAAGUUGUUUGACAUUGUUGAUGUGGUCAUGACAAAGCACCAAGUUUCACCUAGAGAACCUACAUGUGGUAUUGGCUCUAUCUCGCAUGUCCCUCAAUUUGAUCCAAGAUCCAAGAUACUAGAAGAUUCAAAUAGUGGACUGCUCCUCUGGCUCGGCAUUCUUUCUAUAGUCUUAAAGCAUGAGUGGGAGCCUCCACCUUGAGGACAAAGUGGUUUUUAAGGGGGUGUGAAUGAU